Molecule: messenger RNA, 216 nt
Organism: Ixodes scapularis (black-legged tick)
Lineage: Eukaryota; Metazoa; Arthropoda; Arachnida; Ixodida; Ixodidae
Exons: 2
Source: RefSeq, a predicted model, not a curated record
AAUCAAACAACCGGAGUGUGCAUUGUGUCCGAGGUCGCUCCUGUUCUGAGUAAACUUUAUUUGAGCGUGGUAGAUGUGUACUCUAUUGCACUCUCUUGCGGCAAGAUUUAUAUCGGGCAGAGAGUGCGUUGUCUAAACGAUAGAUUAAAAGAACAAAAAUGUAAGAUUUCAGUAACAGGAGAACCACUCCUAAAAGCGUAUUGGAAUAGCUGCUAG